UAUCUAAAACAGUGGAUUCAUUUCUUGAUCGAUUCAUUGAAGAGCAAGAACAAUGACGAGAACGACUUUUUGCAUGCUGUCCUUCAACUUCAAGAGGAUAACCAGCUUGGUAUGGAGCUCACUCAAGACAGCCUCAAAACAAUCUUAUUGGGGAAUUGCUUAUAGCAGGCACAGAUUAACUACAGAAUGGGUAAUGGCUGAAUUGUUGAAGAAUCCAAACAUCAUGAGAAAGAUGCAAUUAGAGGUACGAGAAGUGACAGGGAACAAGACGAAGAUAGAUGCCAGUGACAGCAACAAGAUGAAAUACUUGAAAUGUGUCAUCAAAGAAACUCUGAGAUUGCAUCCACCUUUUCCUUUCUUAGCGCCUAGAGAAGCAUCUGCAAGUGUUAAAGUUGGAGGUUACGACAUUCCUCCCAAAACCAAAGUUUUUAUCAACAUUUGGACAAUACAAAGGGAUCCCAAAUCAUGGGAAAGGCCAGGGGAGUUCUACCCAGAAAGAUUUGAGAAUAACCCAAUUGAUUAUAGAGGUGGUGAUCACCAAUUCCUUCCAUUUGGGAGUGGAAGAGUUUGCCCUGGGAUCUUAUUUGGGAUUGCUUUAGUUGAAUACUUGAUUGCCAACGUUUUGUGUUGGUUUGAUUGGAAAUUGCCGGUUGGAACGGUUGAAGAGUCGUUAGACAUGAAUUAAACUUUGGGGCCUACUCUUCAUAAGAAAGUCCCUCUCCACGCUGUACCAAUACCAUUCUGCCCUUAACGUGGUUACUCUUGCAUUUUGUAUCUAAUUAAUAAGGUGUAUGAGACAUG
This is a messenger RNA of Rubroshorea leprosula, 801 nucleotides long. Lineage: Eukaryota; Viridiplantae; Streptophyta; Magnoliopsida; Malvales; Dipterocarpaceae. The record is from the annotation of a GenBank genome assembly.